This is a messenger RNA of Coprinopsis cinerea okayama7#130, 768 nucleotides long. RefSeq lists its product as hypothetical. Gene Ontology annotation, molecular function: single-stranded DNA binding; mismatched DNA binding; double-stranded RNA binding. Gene Ontology annotation, biological process: double-strand break repair; single strand break repair. Lineage: Eukaryota; Fungi; Basidiomycota; Agaricomycetes; Agaricales; Psathyrellaceae. The transcript is spliced from 3 exons. Gene Ontology annotation, cellular component: nucleus. The coding region runs from base 1 to 768 and encodes 255 amino acids. The record is from RefSeq and is a predicted model, not a curated record.
AUGCCCAGCAGUCUACCCAACGCUGUACUAUUCCAGUCCUCUGACAAAUACCUGACUAUCUUCGAUGCGUACCCCAAGUCCAUAUUCCACUUUCUCAUUUUGCCUCGAAUCGAGGAUGGUGCAGUCGCUGGAGAGGAAAGCCAGGGCAAAUUUUCAGUUCAAGAGCUGCGCAAUCUCAAGGCUCUACUGAGAACGUCCGAUAAACAGAAGGCGAAGAAGCUGAUCGAAGAACUGAAGAGUGAGGCUGACAGUGUGAAGAGGCAGAUUGAAGAAGAGAUGGUGGAACGCUACGGGUUCAAAUGGGGUGUGUGGGUCGGAUUUCAUGCUGUACCAUCCAUGGAGCAUCUCCAUUUGCAUGUCCUCUCUGCAGACCUGGUCUCUGAGAAAAUGAAAAAGAAGAAACACUACAAUUCCUUUCAUCCUUCACUGGGUUUCUUCCUACAUAUUGACGACGUUCUCGAGUGGUUUGAAUCAACACCAGAAUACUUCGAACAGGUGACAGAACUAAACCCAAAGAAGUACGAAAGCCUACUGAAGGACAGCCUCGCUUGCUUUACCUGCGGCUCAGCCAUGAAGAACAUCCCAACACUAAAAGUCCAUUUACAAGAGGAAUGGGACAAAUUAGAGAAAAAGUUUAAACGACCAGCAGUAAAGAGAAAGAUGGUUGAACACCCAGUGGAGGAUCAAGUGGAAGGUGCUAGGGAAGGGAGGAGCGAAGUUGGAGACGAUGAGAACCCGUCAAAGAAAGCAAAAAAGGAUGGCCAAUAA